AUGUCCUGUAUAAUCUUCCUGUUUGUGCGGAUGCAGCGGGCAGGUUCUGCAGCAGUCACAUCACCUAUCGACUCCGCCACAGCAGCUCUGUCGCCAUCUGCAGCAACGGCUCCGUCGUACGAGGGCCGUCCCGGCCGCGCGACGGUCAUCGCCGCCGCCGCCGCCGCCACACAGCUCACCUCCGACACCCCCAGCCCAUCCCCCUCCUCAUCUCCCGCCUCUUCGACGGAUUUUGAUUUCGUCUGCCCCAUAUGCCUUCAGACACAUUUCAGCUUGAGCUCCAUGCCGACCCAGUCUGGCGGGCUUUCCUGCGUUCGCUGUCAGCGCACGUUCCCCUCCUCCCCGGCCUAUCUGGAUCUCACACUCACCAGCGGUGUACGGCAGAGGGUAUAUAAACAGCGUUCCUGGGGGGGUACGGAGCUGUUCAGGAACCCUCUGGUGAGCUUUGCGUACGAGCGAGGCUGGCGGCAGGGCUUUGCAUGGGCGGGCUUCCCCGGCGCUGACAAGGAGUACGACAUCGCCAUGUCGUACUUGCUGCCUGCCGCCGCGGGCAAGGUGCUGGUGGACAUGUCGUGCGGCAGCGGGCUCUUCUCCCGCCGGUUCGCUCGCAGUGGCGCGUUCUCCGGUGUUGUGGCGGCUGACUUCAGCGAGAGCAUGUUGCAGCAGACCCGCGAGUAUUGCAUGGCUGAGGGGGGAACGCUGAAUGGAAGUACCCCCAUCAUGCUACUGCGAGCUGACGUGGGUCGACUGCCCUUCGCCACGGGGAGUGUGGCUGCCGUACAUGCAGGGGCGGCCAUCCACUGCUGGCCUAACCCGCAGGUGGCCCUGGCGGAGAUUAGUCGUGUCCUGGCUCCAGGGGGUGUGUUCGUGGCGUCAACGUUCCUCACCGCCACCGCCCCGCUGGGCCAGGUGCUGGGGGAUGAUGCCGUACGACCACUGAGCCAGCUCGACCCAACCACCGCGGGCGGCAUUGUGGGUACGCCGUACCGCUGGUGGGAGGAGCAGGAGCUCCUGGACCUGUGUACGGCAGUAGGGCUGCAGGACUGGAGGAGGGAGCGGACCUGGAGGUUCAUCAUGUUCGCCGUCACGAAACCGAAUUCUGCCUCUUGAGCUUCCCGCCUUCCCCGCCUCCUUCCCCGCGUCCCCCGCCUCCCCCGCCUCCCCCCGCGCCUGCUGCCUUAGCCGUAACCCUCUCUCAUUCUUCAUCUUGCCCUUCUGGUGCUUUCCUCUUCGCCUUUUCCUGGAUCUGGCUUUGGAUUUGGAUUCAGAUUUGGACUGGCAGCUACACGUUUUCCGAACUAGGGAAAUGGAAACUCCGUUUCCACUGGGGUUUGAACUGGCAGCUGUACGACGUCCGAAUCCAAGAGCGCAGAGUAGCUACUAGCGGGCAUUCUAGCACGUGCAUCUUUUGCCCGUACGGCAUUUGACAACCUGCUGGAAAGAAACCUGGUUGGAUGGAAGCCUUAAUUUAGAGGUGUACAUGAGUGUUAUGCUUGCAGCAAGCAGAAUACGCGCGUCUGAUCUUAAAAGUACGUGUAGGAGUGUGCAUAUUUGUAUGUAUGUAUGUAUGUAUGUAUUUAGUGGGAAUUGGAGCCACGACGAUGUCGGGUAGGUGGGUGGAGGUGUUUUGCGCAUAUCGGAAAACCGGCACUUAGAGCGAGGGUUGGUAGGCUUCUCACAAAAAGGAAUUUUAAAAACGAGUUUGUGUGUAAGUGUGUGUGUAUAUUGGAUACAGCGGUACACAUUUAUAAAUAACUGAGCGCCUGCACACAGAGAGAGAGAGAGAGAGAAAGAGAGAGGGAAGUGGGGGAAGAUUGAGGGGGGAACGUGUGUGGUUUCAUGAGUGAUUAUGUGUGUGUUUUCUUCCUGUCUGUGUAUGUAUGUAUGUAUGUAUGUAUGUAUCAGCGUUAUUUUUUUGCGGAAUAUAUUCCGAAUUCUGAAUUAAAAAAUGUUCGUGG
This is a messenger RNA of Volvox carteri f. nagariensis, 1958 nucleotides long. RefSeq lists its product as uncharacterized. Gene Ontology annotation, molecular function: S-adenosylmethionine-dependent methyltransferase activity. Lineage: Eukaryota; Viridiplantae; Chlorophyta; Chlorophyceae; Chlamydomonadales; Volvocaceae. The coding region runs from base 1 to 1110 and encodes 369 amino acids. The transcript has 8 exons. The record is from RefSeq and is a predicted model, not a curated record.